AGAUUCCCACAUGUGUUUCCACCAGAGACCAUUCCCAUCUCUCCAACAUUUGUGUUUUCCAUAUUUGUCUAGACAUAAAUCUCUCUCUCUUCUUCAGUACCUCUUGUUCUCUACUUUUCAUCACCAAUCCUAUCUCUUCUCUCUGGCUUUUAUUUUCCUUAUACAUCUGGAUUGACCCAUUUUUGGUUAACUCAAAGAGUACAACUUCUCUCAAGCUUCCAAGUCAACCACUUCAGCCUCUGUCGGCUGUCUAUUCCCAGAUCUCAACAUAAUCUUUGUUAAGAUAAAAUGACGGAAUCUGAUGAUGCCUCGCUAGAAUUACCAGCUAGAGAAGGAGAUACCUCGUUAAAUCAAGAUCUAUCCAAACAAGAAUCGAUUAUCCCUCUCUCGCUCGAUCUCAAGCUCAAUGAUAGUUUCAACAACGAUGAACAAAAUGGCACAAAGUGUCAAUCCAACCCGAGAGUCUUCUCCUGUAACUACUGCCGACGCAAGUUCUAUAGCUCUCAAGCUCUUGGAGGUCACCAAAACGCUCAUAAGAGAGAACGAACCAUGGCCAAACGAGCAAUGCACAUGGGAAGAAUGUUUGGUCACCAUCACAGGCCUUACACAUACACCUCUUCUUCUCUAGGGAUGCAAGCUCACUCUAGUCUACUUCACCACACCUUAUCCCAGCCUCAGCCUCCUCCUCAUCUUGCAAGGUUUCAUCAUCAAGGGUACUUUGGUAAUACUGUGCCAGUGUUCUUUGACUAUGAUGAUGGCAGUGAUUUAUUCUGGCCCGGGAGUUUUCGUCAGGUCGUGGAGGAAGCUGAAGCUCCAGUGGUGGUGGCUGUUAAAGAGUCUGGUCUUGAUCUGAACACGGCUGCAGUAAAUGGAACUGUAGUAGGAAAUAACAAUAGCUCAAAGCCUGAUCUUACCUUGAGACUCUAAAGCUCAUCCAUCUCUUGUGUGUCAUUUUCUGUUGUUAGAAACAUAGCAGACAAUAAGUGGGAGAUAGAUUUACAGAAAUUGAUGCAAAACGUUUAUUGUUAUAUAAAUGAAGUUUGUUACAUUUUGAUA
This is a messenger RNA of Raphanus sativus (radish), 1056 nucleotides long. Its product is annotated as zinc finger protein 7. The transcript is spliced from 2 exons. Bases 289 to 927 code for a protein of 212 amino acids. The record is from RefSeq and is a predicted model, not a curated record. Lineage: Eukaryota; Viridiplantae; Streptophyta; Magnoliopsida; Brassicales; Brassicaceae.